Messenger RNA from Cucurbita moschata (crookneck pumpkin), 760 nucleotides. RefSeq lists its product as uncharacterized. The transcript is spliced from 2 exons. Lineage: Eukaryota; Viridiplantae; Streptophyta; Magnoliopsida; Cucurbitales; Cucurbitaceae. The coding region runs from base 35 to 640 and encodes 201 amino acids. The record is from RefSeq and is a predicted model, not a curated record.
AGCACAAAUACACACUCAAAACUCAAAUCCACCAAUGCCUUCUUCUUCUUCUUCUUCCUACUCUCUCUUUGGCGUUGUCGCCAUUGCCUUCCUCGUCUCCGUCUCCUCCCCUGUUCUCUCCUCCAAAGUUGAAGAAGAUAAAGAAAACCUUCUGCAAGGCCUAAACGGCUACCGACAAGCACAGAAGCUCCCGCCGUUUGAAAAGAACGCAAAAGCCUACUGCAUCGCAGAAAAAAUCGCCGAGGUAGACAAGGACCAUCCCUGCAACAUUACCACCGCUAAUUCAACCGUCACCGCACGCCACCUCUCGCAGAUUGAGAAUUUCGAGCAUUACGCCGAGAAAUGCAAGGUCGACCUCAACACCACCGCCGACGCCAUCGUGAUGCCGGUGUGUGUACCGGAUAUGGUUGAGCCUAUGCUGCUUGCCAACUACACGCAAACGCAGUACGCCCAGUAUUUGAACAAUUCCAAGUUCGUCGGCGCCGGCCUCGGCGUGGACGUUGACUGGAUGGUGGUGAUUCUCACCACCGCAGAGCACGGUGGGAGCUUUGCCGGCUCCGGCGCCGGGUCGGUGGUGGCUUCAAUGGGAGCGCCGGUGCUGGUGGUUCUGUUAGGGCUUUUCCUUGUGGGAAAUCUGUGAGAUUGUGAGAGUGUUCUCAGAUUUGGCGCCAAUGUUCGUUUCUUGGUUUGCAGUUUGUUUAGUAUGUAAACGACGUCGUUUCAUUUCAAUUGAAAGUGUAAUUUGAAUUUUCUUUUAUUA